AGGCAGACUCUAGACUGGGGACAAAGAGAUAGUUGAGCCCCAGCUGGGGGUACAGACUGCACUGACAAUAAUGGAGGAACAAGAUUGAGACUUACUUUAACUGAGGAGCCCCCAAGAUAAAAGCUGGGAAACCUAAGGCACUUUGGCAGAGUGAGUGGGGAUUCAGCAUCUACAAAUCUGAAGGAUAAAAUAUGGCUCAAGCAGGUGGACAAAGGCGAUCCAACGCCAGGAUGGGCUCCUGGUCAGUGCUAGCGAGGAUACAAGCAAUACUGCAGAAGGAGAUGGUGCGGGAGUUCCUGGCUGAGUUCAUGAGCACAUACGUCAUGAUGGUGUUUGGCCUUGGUUCUGUAGCUCAUAUGGUUCUAGGAGGGAAAAACUUUGGGAGCUUCCUCAGCGUCAACUUGGGUUUUGGCUUUGGAGUCACCAUGGGAAUCCAUGUGGCAGGCAACAUCUCUGGGGCCCACAUGAAUGCGGCUGUGACCUUCGCCACCUGUGCCUUAGGCCGCAUGCCUUGGAAGAAGUUUCCUGUAUAUGUGCUGGGUCAGUUUCUGGGCUCCUUCAUGGCUGCUGUCACCAUCUAUGGCCUCUUCUACUCGACCAUUAUCCACUACUCCGGCAACCUUCUGACAGUGACUGGUCCCACAGCCACUGCUGGCAUUUUUGCCACUUACCUUCCUGAGCACAUGAUGUUGUGGAGGGGCUUCCUGGACGAGAUGUUUGUGACAGGGAUGCUUCAGCUGUGUCUCUUCGCCAUCACGGACAAGGACAACAAUCCAGCACUGCAAGGGACGGAGGCUCUGGUGGUCGGCAUCCUCAUUGUCACCAUCGGAGCAUCCCUAGGCAUGAAUACCGGAUAUGCUAUGAACCCAUCCCGGGACCUGCCUCCUCGCUUCUUCACUUUCAUAGCCGGCUGGGGCAAACAGGUGUUCAGCGCUGGAGACAACUGGUGGUGGGUACCAGUGGUGGCACCACUCCUAGGUGCCUACCUAGGUGGUAUCAUCUAUGUCAUCUUCAUUGGCUCCAGCAUCCCAAGGAAGCCCCAGAGAUUGGAGAACUCCAUGGUGUGUGAAGACCACAGGAUAACUGUAUUGCCCAAGACCAGCCCAUCCAUGACCUCCCCCAUCGCCCCUUCAAUUCAGCCUGCUCCACCCUUAAGUGGCUCCAUGCUUUUAGAGCAGUUCUAAGUCGAGACUAUUUUCCCAACCCUACUCUAAUGAAGAAAGCCUUGUCCCACAGUGGUACCCUCACUUUUUGGGGCCUCCUGUGAUUGGGCUUCCUUCCUGGGACUUCCAGCAGCUCCAGGUUUAUGCCUUAACUCAAGGCUGGAGCAUAGAGCUGAGAGGCCUCAUUUCUUCAGGCCAGGAUCUGGGGUGUUCCCUGAGGGAGAAUUGGGAAGAACUGACCUGUGACCUCAGGGUGAGAUGAAAGGCAUAGAGGCCUCGGAAGUGGGUAAUUUGAAGUAAGGCCCAGAGCUAGCUGAUGAGGGACAACUUUGGGCAUAUUUUGAGGAUACCUUGUGAUAGGAUUCUAGACUUUAUCUGUUUGUUCCUUCUAGCCAUGAUCAGUUCUUGGACCAGACAAGACAAGACCAAGAGUACAGAUCAGAAUUUCUCAACAUUUUUUUCAUUAGUGCCUUCAGCAUUCUUUUAAAUAUUCUUUAUUAAUUUCAUAUUUUAAUACCACAGGUAUAUUAAAACUAUGUUUAUGUACUCUAUCUGUGCUUCAUACAUAAAAAUGAGAUUCUUUUUCACCCUUGUUCCAAGAAUCAAUUUUCUUUCCCUUGGAGAUGUUUGGUAUGGACUGAAAGCUAGUAAGUGAUUGGAAUUGUCUUCCUCCUUCCUGACAUUAGAGCUCUCAUACAUGAAGGAAUUCCAGAGUUGGGAGGGAAGUUGCAAUGAGAGAACUCUUUCAGAUCAGUAAAAAGGCAAGAAAAAGUCUCACAGAGCUCACAGGAAACAGGCUCAGAGGCUGGAUGGCAGCUUGGGAGCCAGGACCUGUUGAUGGUGGGGCCAGGCAGGAACCUUCCUACUUUCUGGGAUGUGGAGGGCAGCAUCACCUGUGGUUCUUGUUGUCAUUCAUACGUUUAGCAUUUACAUGUACAGACCCUGCCUGGUCACUGGGAAUGCCUCAUGAAUAAGGCUGGGUCUCUACCAUUGAGAAUGCAGUUUAAUGGGGGAUAGGUACUCAUGAAGAAGAAGCUAAGAGGUAGAGAGUAGGAUGUUUAGAGCUCAGAGGUCUUAUAGCCAGCCUCUGGUCUUCCAAGAGGAGGAAACAGAGUGGAGUGGGGACUAAGGAUGUCCUUUCUGGGGCUGAAAGCCACAUUUGACAGUUUGAUGGAACAGGAGGCAGAGGCUGGUCUUCCUUCUGGUGGGGGAAUGGUGAGAUGAUUCAGAAAGCCCACCUGAGUUGAGUGUGCAGGAUGCAGGCAGUGGGGGAAGAUAGGUCUAUAGAGAACAUGUAAAGAGACAAUAAUCCAGAAGGAGCAGCAGGGUACCUACUGGGUCAGCACUGUGGGUGGAGAGGAGUGAUGGGAUUUGAUCAAUGCCUAGGAGAUACAACUGGCAGGACUUGGUUUGGAUGAAGGAAUGAGUGAGGGACAGGGAGGAGUCAGUGAUGAUUUCCAGAUUCUGACUUGGGUGUGGGGGGUUGGUAAUGUCACCAAUGAAAACAGAGCACAAGGGAGGACUGAUUUGGAAAGGAAGUAAGUUACAUCACAUAUAUUUGAGUUUGAGUUGCCUAUGGCCCUUGCAGGGUGUGUGGGUGAAAGGUGUGUGAUAUCUUGGGCAAAUUACUCAAUCUCUCUGGGUCUUGAUCUUAUUUGUAAAUGGGGACAAGAGUAUCAUUUACCAUUUGUGUUGCUGUGAAUACUAAAUGUGAUAAUACAUGUAAAAUGCUGAAAACAGUGCCUGGCACAGAG
This is a messenger RNA of Sciurus carolinensis (gray squirrel), 2917 nucleotides long. It is a transcript of the gene Aqp7, whose product is annotated as aquaporin 7. The transcript has 8 exons. Gene Ontology annotation, molecular function: glycerol channel activity; water channel activity; urea transmembrane transporter activity. Gene Ontology annotation, cellular component: basolateral plasma membrane; plasma membrane. Gene Ontology annotation, biological process: water transport; glycerol transmembrane transport. Bases 192 to 1184 code for a protein of 330 amino acids. NCBI's taxonomy places the organism in Eukaryota, Metazoa, Chordata, Mammalia, Rodentia, Sciuridae. The record is from RefSeq and is a predicted model, not a curated record.